GACUUUGACGCCUUCGACCACAUUUUUCGGCAGUACCACGAGUUGUCAGGGUGUUCAGACUCGUGUACUCCGUGACACCGUGCCCGUGAACCCUUAAAAGACGUCUUUGCUUGCUGGACGCCUCUCUCAAGUUUGUUCUCUUCGUCUUCUCUCCAUUGCGCCACACUACUGGUAGCAGUCAUGCAACCAGGGAUUUACAAAUUUAUAAACCGCCAGAGCGGUACAGCAAUGGACUUGGCCAAAAACGACUACACGCAUGUUGUCGGCUCCCCACCUUGUGAUGAUUCUAUCCAAAUGUGGGAAAUAGCACGUCUUGGAGCAGGACACAGUAUCCGGAAUAUGCAAACCGGUACCUACAUGUCUGCGCAAGGAAUUCAAGGCGGUGCUACCAUCUUGGCGGGACAUUUUCCUGUAGCAUGGCAACUCAUCACCAUGAAAGUGGAUGACGAAAAUGCUGAAAUGAUUGAAAUACGCUGGCCGCUUACAGGAUACAUGUUUGAUCUGCACCGUGGAUUCUCAGCUCCUGGAACAAAGAUUCAUCUGUGGGACCAUCAACUAAAUGCGGUAGACCAUCGUUGUAGAUUGUGGAAGCCCGUUUUCAUUCGAGACAUUCAUCACUCCGUUUUGCCGGAGCGUGCUGGUGAAGACGACGAAACUUCAAGCACCACUACUAUCAGUGCUGCUGAUGUGCCAGAAGGAGGCGAGCUUGUCUUGGUCACGACCACUACUACAAGAACAGUGGUUACAAAGGUACCGAAACAGUGGAGUAAGGGUCUUAGGGCUUAGGCAGGGCGAGAGCCUAGUCAGUAAAGACAAUGUGCAUGCAUGUCUGUAGUACAUCUCCAACACAGUAAUUCUGUCCGAGUCCGGCCUGGGUAGCCCAGUCCAACGGUUGUCAGUGGAGAAGAUGCUAGAAUAGUUCUAUGUCGAAAACACCUUCCUACCUACAUAGACUACAUCUACAUACCCAUUCAGAGUCGGGCCCGG
Messenger RNA from Suillus subalutaceus, 987 nucleotides. RefSeq lists its product as uncharacterized. The record is from RefSeq and is a predicted model, not a curated record. The transcript is spliced from 5 exons. NCBI's taxonomy places the organism in Eukaryota, Fungi, Basidiomycota, Agaricomycetes, Boletales, Suillaceae. The coding region runs from base 181 to 786 and encodes 201 amino acids.